UUCCCUGAGUCAUCUAUAUAAAUCCGGCACACGCACCACCAUCUGACAAACUGCUAUUUAUAUCGAUUUCUCUAGCAUUGCCCUCAAAUCAUUGCCCCUGGAGACAGUAAAGUGAGGCUGUGUUUUUCAAAAGGCAAAUGAUCAUCCUCGAGAAGCAGACACAGAACAUUCAGCCAUUGGAGAUCAUUUGAUGCUACUGCUGAUCCAACUCGCUACUUGAAGAGUUCAUCCUUUUGGCACACAUUGUUGAUGCAAGGUUGGGAAGAAUGGCAACCAUGGAGAGGUCCUCCAUGUUGCUCGCCUUUUGUGCUCUCUGGAGCUUGGCAGCACUCGCCGAGUCCGCAGUGAAUUAUGCUCAUCUCCUCGAUGUCAGGCCGGAUUUCGUUGAUCCCCGGGGAGUUCUAUCCGGCUGGUCUCCAGGUUUCGAUCCGUGUGGCUGGAGGGGGGUCACAUGUUCAGAAAGCAAGAACCAUGUUCUUGCAUUGAAUUUGUCAGGCUGUGGGCUUUCAGGCUCAUUGUCUUCCAAUAUCGGGGGGCUCCGAUCCCUCGAGACGCUUGACUUAUCGUCGAAUUCCCUCUCCGGUUCGAUCCCCUCGGAGAUCGGCAUGCUCAAGAACCUCAAGCAGUUGCUCCUCUACUCCAACUCCCUCUCUGGGCACAUCCCCCCUGAGUUAGGCCUGCUGAAGAGCCUCAAGGUUCUUCGUAUCGGCGACAACUCGUUCUCGGGGGCGAUCCCUUCACAGCUCCGCAACUGCAUUGAGCUCGAAGUGCUGGGCCUUGCUUACUGUCAGUUAUCCGGCGGAAUUCCCCCAGAAUUCAACAACCUGAACAAGCUCAAGAUACUGAACAUGGAGAAGAACAGGCUCGGUGGCACGGUACCUGAAGAGCUAUUCAGUGGCUGCAAUGCACUCCGAGUGGUGUCCAUGGCUGACAACAUGCUGCAAGGAGAGAUCCCCUCGUCGGUACGAGAUCUCGCGGAGUUGCGAACACUGAAUCUGGCAAACAACCACAUCUCUGGAUCCAUCCCGCCGGAGCUCGGCAAGCUCACAAGUCUGAAUUACCUCAAUUUGCUAGGCAACAAGCUCACCGGCACGUUGCCUCCUGUUCUCAACCAACUGACAGAGCUUCGAGUCCUCGACUUGUCGAGCAACAACCUUUCGGGCACCAUCAAUGCAAUCUCCACAAUGCACCUCAAGAACCUCACUUACUUAGUCCUCUCCAACAACCAUUUCGAAGGAAGCAUCUCGAGUGGCCUCUGCACUGAGUCAUCCAGCUUGCAGAACCUUUUCGUCGCCGGAAACUCUCUUACGGGAACUGUCGAAGGCCUACUGAGCUGCGGCUCGCUCCGCUCGCUCGACCUCUCCAACAACACACUCACCGGCACCAUUCCAUCGGAAAUCGAUAGCCUGGUGAACCUCGAGAACCUUGUGCUCCACAACAACAGCUUGACGGGGGGGUUGCCUCCUCAGAUAGGGAACCUGAGCAACCUCCAGAUGGUGUCGCUCUUCCACAAUGGCAUCACAGGAAGAAUCCCAGUGGAGAUUGGCAAGUUGCAGAGGCUGCAGCUGCUCUACUUGUAUGAGAACCAGAUGAGCGGGGGGAUUCCGGAUGAGAUCGCCAAUUGCACCGGCUUGGAGGAGUUGGAUUUCUUCGGGAAUAACUUGAGUGGCUCGAUUCCUGAGAUGAUCGGGAAUCUGAAGAACUUGGAGUUGCUACAGUUGAGGCAGAAUGGUCUUACUGGACGGAUUCCUCCGAGUUUGGGCUACUGCGCCAGGCUUCAAGCACUGGCUCUGGCAGACAAUCGGCUCUCCGGCGAACUCCCGUCCAGCUUCGGACUCCUCGCCGAGCUGAGCCUCGUCACGUUGUACAACAACUCGCUCCGUGGCCCUCUUCCGGAGUCGCUGUCCUCGCUUAAGAAUCUUUCCUUCGUCAACUUGUCGCAUAACAAGUUCAAUGGAUCGAUCUCGCCAUUGUUGGGCUCAAAUUCGAUUGUGAAACUCGACUUGACUGAUAAUUGUUUCUCCGGGGAGGUUCCUUCGGCGAUUGGUGGGUCGAGAAACAUGACCCGGCUCCGAUUGGGCCAGAAUCUGUUGACGGGGGGGAUUCCAAAUGAGAUCGGCCAGCUCAGGUGGCUCGACUUGCUCGAUCUAUCUUUCAAUAAUUUUGAAGGUAACAUCCCUAUAGAAAUUUCAAAUUGCUCGAGGCUGAAGCAUCUGCUACUGGCCGGAAACGGGUUCUCCAGUGAAGUUCCUGCAUGGCUUGGAACGCUUAACGCACUCGGAGAGCUCGACCUCUCAUCUAACCAGCUAACCGGCGGCAUACCGCCGGAGCUCGGUAACUGCUCAUCGCUGCUCAAGCUCUGUCUGCAAGACAACUCUCUCUCCGGGAGUAUUCCGGCGGAGCUCGGCCAGCUCACUUCCUUGAACGUCAUCAACUUGCAGCUCAACAACCUCACCGGUUCAAUCCCUGCCGCAGCGGUCAAGCACUGGCAGAAGCUCUACGAGCUGAGGUUGUCGGAGAACUACUUCACCGGAGGGAUACCGCCGGAUAUUGGGGAGCUAGUGGAGCUCCAAGUAAUGCUGGAUUUGAGCAAGAAUCAGCUCUCAGGAGGCAUUCCGUGGUCAUUGGGGAAGCUCACCAAACUAGAGAGGCUCAACCUCUCCUUCAACCAACUCAACGGUCAAAUUCCAGCGUCCCUGCAGCAACUCACCAGUCUCCACCGUCUCGACCUAUCGGAAAACCCUCUCUCCGGCGAGAUUCCCGAAAAACUCUCCGUUUUCCCGGCAAGCUCCUUCGCUGGGACCCAUCUCUGCGACGCGCCGCUGAGUUCCUGCGCGAAGCCGAUGGACGGAAAGAUGGCUCGGCUGUCGAAUGCGGCGGUGGCGGGGAUCGUGGUGGCGAUCGUUUCCACGUCGGCGGUGGUUUGCAUGGUUUUGCUGUGCAUGCUGGUGAAGGUGUGGAGCAAGUGGAUGGAGGUCUCGGUGUCGAAUUCCGACUCCGACGCUGGCGAGGAGGGCUUCGGGGAGAAGGAAGGUGUGCAAGGCGGAGCCAAUGGCAAGUACUGGAAGGUUGAGGCCAUGAAAACCGUCGGCUCUUCGGAGAAGCAAAGCUCUGCUUCUGAGACUUGCACUGUCGACAAGGAUGGAGGGAAUUGAGUCGAAAGGAUUCAAAAGUUAGAGCGAGAAUCUAAAGAUUGCUGUUACUUCAAUUUCUUGUCAAUUUUCCUGAUCAUUAUUUGGAAUUUCAGAUCAUCUGCUUGAAUCUUCUUCUUCAUAUUCGACAAGUUUCUGGAGAAAAAACAAGAAUUAAAUGUAUAAUAUAAUGCGUAAAGCAUUUCUAUUUGUCCCCUCAAUCUUUUUGUAAAUAUUCUAUAGACUCUCAUAGAAGCUUUGAGGGGGCGUUUGAUUCUUUCCUAGGAAUAGGAAUCGGAAUGGGAAUCAUUAUAUUGUGGAAUGGGAAUGAGUAUGAGCAUGGAUAUCACUCUUAAAA
Messenger RNA from Zingiber officinale, 3489 nucleotides. RefSeq names its product LRR receptor-like serine/threonine-protein kinase GSO1. NCBI's taxonomy places the organism in Eukaryota, Viridiplantae, Streptophyta, Magnoliopsida, Zingiberales, Zingiberaceae. Gene Ontology annotation, cellular component: plasma membrane. The coding region runs from base 267 to 3155 and encodes 962 amino acids. The record is from RefSeq and is a predicted model, not a curated record. Gene Ontology annotation, molecular function: protein binding. The transcript is spliced from 3 exons.